This is a messenger RNA of Daphnia magna, 1346 nucleotides long. RefSeq names its product MKI67 FHA domain-interacting nucleolar phosphoprotein-like. Gene Ontology annotation, molecular function: RNA binding. Gene Ontology annotation, cellular component: nucleolus. Bases 97 to 1308 code for a protein of 403 amino acids. Gene Ontology annotation, biological process: maturation of LSU-rRNA from tricistronic rRNA transcript (SSU-rRNA, 5.8S rRNA, LSU-rRNA). The transcript has 4 exons. NCBI's taxonomy places the organism in Eukaryota, Metazoa, Arthropoda, Branchiopoda, Diplostraca, Daphniidae. The record is from RefSeq and is a predicted model, not a curated record.
GAUAAGUUUUUUAUUUGAUCGAAAUCUGAAGCACGUGGCGUUGUUCGACAAUAUAGGCUUCUUCUCAAAAUUUGACGUUUAAACCUCGUUUGGAAAAUGACUGACGUGUUAAAAGUAACCAAAAAAUCCGAGAAGAAGAAAACCGUUGCAAAGCCUGCAAAGUCAGACGAAACAUUGUUAAAAGAUGCCAAGGAAAGAAUUAUGCGUCUUCAGAAAAAAAACAAGGGAAAGCCUGUGCCAAAGGGAAAAGGUUCUGUUAAGAAGACAAAGAAAUCCACGAAAAAUGCACAUAAACGUGGAGUUGUCUAUCUUGGCCAUAUUCCUCAUGGUUUCUAUGAAGAAGAACUGAAAGGGUUCUUUUCCCAGUUUGGUAAAGUUACAAGAGUAAAAGUCUCCAGGAGUGCGAAGACUGGCAAAAGUAAGGGAUAUGCUUUUAUUGAAUUCGCUUUCAAUGAUGUUGCAAAAAUUGUAGCUGAGACCAUGAAUAACUAUCUUAUGUUUGAAAGGCUUGUCAAAGCUCAGUACAUUCCACCAGAGAAGGUUCAUUCAAAAAUGUUCCCCAUCCAUUUUAUGACAUCGGAAGUCUAUCCAACACUCGUUCGUAGGAAUCGUCUGAUGGCAAAGCAAGAAAAAACACCUACAGAAAAAGAUAAGCAAAAGCACCGUGGUCGCAUGCUAUUUAAGAUAGCGAAGGCGAUGAGCGCCCUUAAAGAAAUGGGCAUCGACCACCAACCUCAAAUUUACGAUCCUGAAGCUGGUGCAAAUGUGAAUGACGAUGUUUCUCAGAGUAACGUUGACGAAGUUCCUCAGUUAGUUGAAAUUGAAACCGCAAUUCCUGAAUCAAAAUCAUCGAAGAAAAAUCUUAAAGCACCCAAAAGGAACAGCACUGUUACUGACGUUAAACUUGCAACAGAUUCUACACCGACUAAAGGUGAUGCAGGCUCUGAGUCGGUUGCAGUUCAACCGUCAACGCCUGCAAAUUCGUCACCAAAGUUAACACGGAAUCAACGUAAAGCUAUGCUUAAAAAGAACAAAGCUAAUGAAGUCACUUCUCCUGUUGAUGAUACACCUUCACACUCACCCAAUAAACGGUUUAAACAAUCCGCCAAGGCCCCUGCAAAAUCGGUUGCCACCCCUUUGAAAAAAAGUUCUGAGGUGUCCGUUAAACCUUCUCCCCAACCAGUUAAAGUAUCAGGACGCUCUCCGAAACCAGAUUUGAAGAAAGCCAAGGCCAACACUUUUGGCAAAGAAGUCGCUGCGCCCUCAAAAUUACCGAUUCGCUCCGUUAAGGGGAAGAAGCCUGUUUAAAUCUUUUCGGAAAAUAAACAAUAUUUCUAAUCGCCAAA